AUGGAUGGACUUUCGGCAGCCGCCAAUGUUGUCGCAGUGAUCCAGCUAACUGGAACUAUCUGGUCACUUUGCUCUGAUUACCUCAAACAAGCAAAAAAUGCGAAGAAAGAUAUUCAGCGGCUCCAAGGUGAGCUUGUUGGGUUGGAAACUGUCCUUGACGGCGCGCACAGCUUGCUCAAAGGCCCAAACUCCGAUAAACUUACGGUGUCACAGAAAUUUAGCAAUGAGCUGGGAAAAUGUUCACUACAGCUCCAUAAUCUCAAAGCGAAACUGGAAGAUAAGCCAGAUACUAGGAAAAGGGAUAGAAUAAUUCAUUCUUGGCGAUUUCGCAGUUUGAAGUGGCCCUUUGAGAGCAAGGAUAUCGAUAAUAUCGUCCGCGACAUCUUCAAAUUUAGAGAAACACUUUCCACAAGCCUCAAUAUUGAUCAGACAAUGCUUCUACUUCAGAACUUUACGCUCAUCAACUCUGAGGAACAAUUCAAAAUCCUAGAUUGGAUAUCGUCAGAACCAUACGGGAAACACCACAACACUGUCAAUGAGGCACGGACUGAUGGCACAUGUGAAUGGCUGCUACAACAUGAGAAGUUCCAAGAAUGGGAGAACAGCAAUUCAUCGGCAGUCCUGUGGCUUCAGGGCUCUCCUGGAUCUGGGAAAACAUUUCUUGCAUCCAAGGUCAUCGACCACGUUCAGAGGCAGUUGGAAACGGCCCCAAAUCACGGAUUUGCAUUCUUCUACUGCAACCGGAACGAAACGGGGCGUCGCGAGCCACUCUCUAUCCUUAGAAGCUACGUUCGUCAACUCUCGACAGCCACUAGCAUUUCCAAUGGUAUACGUAAAGGACUGAAAGAUCUCUAUCAAGAUAUGAGAAUGAAGAGCUCGGAUAUUGGCUUCGACACAUGCAAACAACAGUUACACGAAGCGGUCAGCCUCUAUGAUAAGACAACUAUCGUACUAGAUGCCCUAGACGAGUGUGAACCGGACUCGCGCUUCCAAAUAAUUGACAUGAUUAACUCCCUGCUCUCUCACUCCAAAAGAGUCAAUGUUUUUGUCUCUAGCCGAAGGGACCGAGAUAUACGAAACAUAUUUUCGAAAACUCCAAAUAUCGAAAUCCAAGCAAGUGAUAAUGAGAAAGAUAUCCAGAGUUUUGUCGACAGUGAAAUUUCUAAGCAUCAAAACUGGAAAGAAAUGCCCUUGCCAUUAAAGCAAGACAUUGUCGAUGUCCUUCUAAAUCACAGUGGAGAAAUGUUUCAAUGGGCAUACCUACAGAUCAAGCAGAUACUUGAUCUUGAAUCUGAAGAAGCCAUUAGAGAUCGGCUUGGAAAACUUCCAAGUGGCCUCAAAGCGACCUAUGACGAGAUAUACGGUAAAAUAAAAAGUCGAAACGAGUAUGACAAAGCACUCGCAGACCGCGCUUUUGUGUGGGUAAUGUCUGCAUGGCGACCUUUGACCAGCAUGGAGCUUCUACUCGCCAUUCGUUGCAGUUUCGAAGGCACUUUAUGUAUGGGCAGUGUAAUCACCGAAUCUCAGUUGCUGCAUCUUUGUAACAACUUACUUGUUCUCGAUUCGCAACGAAAAGUGUGGAGGUUCUCCCAUCUUUCUGUAGCGGAAUAUUUUGAAAAUAACUAUUGGACACGGCAGCAGGCUCACUGUUAUAUUGCCAAAGUCUGCCUUGCUUAUCUUAUCGAGGCUUAUAAAGAUCCAAAAGCUGAGAAUAACCAUGAUAGCAGAGAUGAUUGGCUUGGGCACUAUUCCCAACACUUCUGGAUCUCACAUGUCGAAGCUCAAAAGGAGGAAGAGCCUGAUCCUGUGUUGCAUGAGCUUUUAAAAACUGUUCUCGGGUAUCCGAAGGAAGGUAUCUUGCACUACCGAAGAUAG
Messenger RNA from Talaromyces rugulosus, 1875 nucleotides. RefSeq lists its product as uncharacterized. Lineage: Eukaryota; Fungi; Ascomycota; Eurotiomycetes; Eurotiales; Trichocomaceae. The coding region runs from base 1 to 1875 and encodes 624 amino acids. The transcript has 4 exons. The record is from RefSeq and is a predicted model, not a curated record.